AUGCCUUCCCAUUCCGCACCUUUCCGAGAACGUAUGGCCGCAAGGAUCCAAACCAUCUUCCGGUCCAACGAUCCCCAAGCCGAGGUACGUCACUCUGUUACCAAGGGUGCUCGGUACUUGAUUGUUUCGGCUCUCGACGGCAAGGAGAGCUGAUCACACUUUCAACAGGGCUACCAACCCGUUGGUACCAGCAACAACAAUUACGGAGCAACUUCCUCGACUGGCGCACCGUUGCUUAACCAUGGUAUGCAAGCCCUGCCCCCCGAUGCGACCAAGAUUGAACCCAAGGUGAGAAAGAGGUCCUAUCCCCCUUCCCCCCCCCCCCCCCCCCCACAUCGAUCCUAAUCCCCUCCUCCCAUUCUUUCCCAUCUUCGAUGGGAACGCCCACUCAAGGUCUGGCUCGCCUCCGAACGCACCUUCCUCAACUGGCUGCGCGUAGCGCUGCUGCUCUCCUCCUUCGCCCUAGCCUUGUUCAACUCUGCCGGACCGACGGACAACGUCGCGAAAUGGAUGGGUUUUGCCUAUGCUUUGAUCGCGAUAUGUAUGUUGGGCUACGCGUAUGGUAUGCAUCGCUUGAGGAGGCAGAGGAUCAUUCAUCGGUAUGCGGGGCAUCAUGGUCAGUUUCGGGGUUCAUUACGUUUUGAACGGAUGAUAGCCGUUGGGAAAGCUCACACGAGCGGAGGACCUCUCUCUCUCUCUUCCUCUUCUAGACGAACUUUAUGGGCCCAUCAUCCUCGUCGGCCUCGUCUUCAUCGCCGUAUUGACCAACUUCAUCCUUCGCGUCAACCAAAGGUAGGUGUCGACGUCAAUUGCUCCACCAACUUCCAUCCACCCCCGCUGACGGAGCUUCAUUUUCCCCUCGUGGGGGUUUGAUAGGGAAACGUUGCGCGACCACCCUACGCCCAAGAACCCUUGGAUCAAUACGGUCGAAUUGGUCAGGAGUGCGUUCGUGAUCAGUUGA
This is a messenger RNA of Microbotryum saponariae, 961 nucleotides long. The record is from the annotation of a GenBank genome assembly. NCBI's taxonomy places the organism in Eukaryota, Fungi, Basidiomycota, Microbotryomycetes, Microbotryales, Microbotryaceae.